Lactuca saligna is the source of this 825-nucleotide messenger RNA. The record is from the annotation of a GenBank genome assembly. NCBI's taxonomy places the organism in Eukaryota, Viridiplantae, Streptophyta, Magnoliopsida, Asterales, Asteraceae.
AUGCUCAAGAAGGUGGAUCCGACGAAUGAAGUUUUAGUGUCAUAUUUGCAAUCCAUUGACACAACUGUCGUUACAGGGGUGUUACAUGAAGAAGAGAAGAAAAAGCCUAAGAAAUCGAAGAAGACAGAUGGUGGGUCUUCGGAAAAAGUGGUGAAGGCAGAAAAGAAGAAGAAAAUUCCAGUGGUUACAGUUGAUACUGUCGAAGAGAGAAAGUCUCAGGUGGUGAAGAAAACACAAGUCACACAUCAAGGGGUCACAGUUCGGGAAAUUCCAGCUCCGGUGUCUCCAUCAUCUAAGAAACGAAGGGUUGAAGAUCUUGCAAAACUUUUGAAGACGAAUCAAAGACUUGAAGAAGUCGAGCAAGUUCCUGAGACACCAGAGAUUAAACUUCAAGAAGAAGCGAAGACCAGUCCGCCUAUUGGUCUAUCGAAGGUUGUUGUUUCGAAGCCUCUUGAAAUAAGUUCACUACCCCAGGUUACAUCCACAACUGAUUCUCCUACAUUUCAAUUUAUUAUGGAUCAACCAUUCACCACCAUAUUCUCAACUCAAUCAACUGAUCCACCCCAUCCAUCCUCACCUAUUGAUGAAACCGUGGCUGCUGAUGUUGAAACCGAUAACAAAGGCUUUGGAGGAACGUUCGAAGCUCUUCAUUUUGAUCAAGUCGAAGAAGAUUUUCCUGACCACAUGUUGAUGACCAUGAAGCAGUUUAAGAUUUGGAAUUCGAAAUUGAAUUCUAUCUUGCAAUCCCAAGCAGAUGUGGGCAAUGGUGGAGUUACAAGUAUGGAAGUUGAUUCAUUAAUGAAGAGAAUCGAAUCAAUUCUCUGA